AUGAACGGAUCCGACGCAGAGACAGUCGUCAAGCGAACCGAGAAGAAUCUCGAAAUGGGCACACUCUUGGACUUUGCCAGGGUACCGUCGCAAGCUGGCAUGAUCGUAACGACGAUAUCACGGGUCCAAAUGUGGAGACACGAUCCCAAAGCUCUCGCAAUCUUAGCCGUGCCUCUGCUCGCGAAAGUGCUCGCUCUCGGUGGUCACUGGCGAGUUGGAAACCACAUUGAGGUUGUCGGAUAUGAUCCUGUUGAGAUCGCGCAGCGUGGACCUGUCCUACAAGGAGGUCUGGUUAGACCUGGGUAA
Messenger RNA from Lecanosticta acicola, 306 nucleotides. NCBI's taxonomy places the organism in Eukaryota, Fungi, Ascomycota, Dothideomycetes, Mycosphaerellales, Mycosphaerellaceae. The record is from the annotation of a GenBank genome assembly.